Messenger RNA from Pseudozyma hubeiensis SY62, 2586 nucleotides. Its product is annotated as biotin apo-protein ligase. NCBI's taxonomy places the organism in Eukaryota, Fungi, Basidiomycota, Ustilaginomycetes, Ustilaginales, Ustilaginaceae. Gene Ontology annotation, cellular component: cytoplasm. Gene Ontology annotation, molecular function: biotin--[biotin carboxyl-carrier protein] ligase activity. Gene Ontology annotation, biological process: protein modification process. The coding region runs from base 1 to 2586 and encodes 861 amino acids. The record is from RefSeq and is a predicted model, not a curated record. The transcript has a single exon.
AUGUCGGACGUUCUCGUCUACUCGGGACCUGGCGUCUCCACCUCGGCGCUCCAUCACACUGUCAAGACGCUUCGGACGCUACUCACCACCUACGACGUCAAGACGGUGGAUGCCAAAACGCUGGCUCUCGAUCCAUGGCAAAAGGGAACUGCGCUUGUCGUUCUUCCUGGUGGUCGAGACCUGCCAUACGUCUCCGAACUAGCUCGCGCAUACGCCCGCAACAACGAUGGCAGCGCAUCGUCCAGCGCUCCACAACGAAGUGCUUCUCGUCAACUUCGAGACUAUGUGGAAUCGGGCGGAAGCUUCCUAGGCAUCUGCGCGGGUGCCUACUAUGCAUCGAGCCACUGCACGUUCGAAAAGGGCACCGGCAUGGAGGUGGACGGUGAAAGGCCGUUUUUGCGUUUCUUCCCUGGAACCUGCCAAGGCACGGUAUACCCAGGAUUCGUGUACGAAUCGGACAAGGGGGCUCGGAUCGUCGAUGUUGAACGCACGAAUGCUCGAGGCGAGAAGGACCAAUGGAGGUGUCACUACAACGGGGGAGGAGCGUUCAUAGAUGCAGACAGAUUCGCGGAUCAGGGUGUGGAGGUGCUGGCUCGCUACGCUCAGGUUCAACCGGACGAGCUGCGCUUGGACAUCGACCUGAACGGCCAAGCGAAGGCGGGACGUCCAAAUUACGGAGGGCAGGCGGCAGUGGUGCUGUCUUCGGUAGGACUUGGCAAGGCGUUGCUGUUCGGAACGCAUCCCGAGUUCUCGCUCCUCCCGACUUCGACACCAGUCGUGUUAGCAGAGAAUGGACAGGCUCAGGCGCAGGAGCAGAAUGACCGCGAGGAAAGAGACAGACAGCUCAGGAUGCACGAGCGGCGCCGACUGCAAUGGUUGCAUGAACUGUUCACGCAGCGACUGGGUUUGCGAUCGGAACUGCCGCAGUGGGCGGAGCCUACCGCAGCUGCUGGCUCAAAGCACCUUGAUUCCAGCAAAAGGGACGCGGCUGGCACCGCCAUCGAGACGGAAGAGCCGAAGCUGCAGCCCAUCUUCCUUGCUUCGAUCGGCAGAGACUCGGAUUCGGUAACAGACGAGAUCGUGCAGAAGCUUGCUGCAGAAAAGGUGUCGACUCCUGCUGCUCACAUUGAAGGAUACGACGCAUGCACAGCUUUGAAGAGCGCAACAUUAGCGUGCGUCAAGGACUCAAAUGACGCCAUGCACUUUGCUCUGGCAGAUGCGGAAAACAUCCUGGAGGCUCAGAAAUUGUGUUCUUCCGCCGACUACGACGCUUUCUCGAAAGCCGUCGUCCCAGCACCAUCGGCUGAUGCCACCGCAGCCGAGGAUUCGACACAAGACAAGGAAGUAGACUUGGACUCGGUGCCAAAGUACAUGCUCGUCUGCAAGCAAGAACGCCCCUCCCCCGACGUCCUUCCUUAUUGGAACAUCUCCGAAUACGAAAAGUACCUCUUGCAUUUCCGCGAGGUCAACUUUGAAAAAGAGCGCCACAAGGAGAAGGGACACUGGUCGACGUGGCGUGCUCCAUUUGAUCCUUUCAAUCCCUUUGGCGCCUCCAACAGCGGCUUCGCGAGUGCAGAGUACCGAUUCGGAACGCCGAUGCUGUACACACAGAUGGUGACAUCGACACAAACGAUGCUCGACAAGAAUAUUCGCCUGCUCUCUGCCCUACCCGUGGGGACGACGUUCUUCGCGACGCAGCAGAUGAGCGGCCGAGGACGUGGUGGAAACCGAUGGAUCUCGCCCAAGGGGUGCUUGCAAUUCUCUGCCGUGUUCCGCGUGCCCGUAUCGAUGGCGAGCAAGACGGUGUUUCUGCAGUAUCUGUCAGGCCUAGCUGUCGUCGAAGGUAUUCGCAUUGCACUCGGCGACAGCGAGGCUGGUAGAGCGGUGGCAGACAAAGUGCGGAUCAAGUGGCCAAACGACAUUUACGCCGAGAUCCCGCCUCUCCAUGCAGAAGCAUCGGCCGAAACGGGUGCGGCUGCUCGAGCGAAAACGGCGACGUUCGAGCUGAACGGCAAACGUUACGCCAAGCUAGGCGGCAUCCUGGUCAACUCUCAAUUCAGCGGCGGGAACGAGUUCGUCCUCAUCUCCGGUUGUGGCGUCAACUGUCUCAAUCCUCGUCCCACCACCUCCGUCUCCGAUCUGAUUUCGAUCCACAACCAAUCGCUUAUCGCAUCCAAUGCCGAUCCGUCUACCCUGCUUCCACCGAUCACGCAAGAAAAACUGGCAGGAGCCAUCCUCUCAACCUUUGAUUCGAUCUGGAAAACCUUCAUGCAGCACCAGGGAGAUUUCCGGCCGUUCGUCGAGCGGUACCGUCAAGUCUGGCUGCAUAGCGAUCAAGAGACGACGUUGACGUCGGAUGCUCUCCGAGCAGAGGGCUCGGAAGCGGAAGAGGAGAGCGUGAGGAUUGUAGGUAUCUCUUCGGAUUUUGGGCUGCUGCAGGCCGUUCCGAGGACAUCGGGUGUGAGGAGCAGGGAUGGGAGAGCGUGGGGUGAUACGGACGAGUCGAACACAGGUGGCAUCAUUCAGUUGCAGCCGGAUGGGAACUCGUUUGAUAUGCUGCAGAACUUGGUCAAGCGCAAGAUCUGA